AUGCCUACCGCCAUCGUGACCGGCGCAACCGGAAUCACUGGACAUGCCGUAGUGCAGCAUUUGAUCGAAAGCCCGGAAUGGACCAAAAUCAUCACGCUCAGCCGUAGCCAGCAGCCGACGCCUCAUGACAAAGUAACACACGCGACGCUCGACCUGCAGUCGUCGGCCCAAUCGAUGACGGACUCGUUGAAGGACGUCAGAGCCGACUAUGUCUUCUUUUGCGCAUACCUGGCACGGGACGACGAGGGAGAAGCAGUCAAAGUGAACGGAGCAAUGCUAAGCAACUUCAUCGAAGCGCUGCACCACACAGGAGCCAUCAAGCAGCUCAAGCGGAUCAUCCUAGUCAACGGGUUGAAGCAGUACGGCGUACAUCUAGGACAGCCCAAGGAGCCGAUGCACGAAACCGACCCCUGGUUAGAGGGCGACCCAUGGCCGCCCAACUUCUACUAUGCCCAGCAGCGGAUUCUGGCGGACGCGGCAAAAAAGGAUGGCGGCAGUUGGAGCUGGGUGGUCACGUAUCCGCAGGACGUGAUCGGCGUGGCCAAGGGCAAUUUCAUGAACCUGGCCACCUCGCUCGGGCUCUAUGCGGCCGUCAGCUCGGCUCUGCCAGGACGGGAAUUGGUAUUCCCCGGCAGCUUGACCAACUACAUGGCCUUCAACUGCUGGACGUCGGCAACCCUGCAUGCCAAGUUCUGUCUGUGGGCAGCCCUCGAACCGAAAACAGGCAACAAUGCCUUCAAUGUCAUUAACGGCGACACGGAAAGCUGGCAGAACCUGUGGCCGCGGUUGGCGGAGCGGUUUGGCGCCAAAGUGCCGCAGGACAUGUUUCCCGACGGCGACGAAGGACAAUACAAGAACUUUGAAAAGUCACACACCGAACUGCCCACGCCGCCGCCCAUCGUCGUACAUGCGGACAAGAUAGGGCUGAAACAUCACUUUGAAAACAAACACAGCGUCGUCCACCAGCAGAUUGACACGGCAAAGUGGGCAAAACGGCCAGAAGUGGUCAAGAAGUGGGAGGAGAUCCGCGAUCGGUUCGGGCUGGAUCAAGAGGCCUGGGACAAGGCAACUUGGGCUUUUUUGACCUUCUUGCUGGGCCGGAAUUACUCGUGCGUGGCGAGCAUGAGCAUGGCGCGCAAACUCGGCUGGACCGGGUACCAGGACACAUGGGACGCGUUCGACGAGACUUUUGCCGCGCUUGAAGACGAGGGCAUCUUGCCCAAGGCGAGUGAAUUGAAGAAGUACCACUCGGGAUGA
Messenger RNA from Exophiala dermatitidis NIH/UT8656, 1257 nucleotides. RefSeq lists its product as uncharacterized. NCBI's taxonomy places the organism in Eukaryota, Fungi, Ascomycota, Eurotiomycetes, Chaetothyriales, Herpotrichiellaceae. The transcript has a single exon. The record is from RefSeq and is a predicted model, not a curated record. Bases 1 to 1257 code for a protein of 418 amino acids.